CUCGGCCCGGUCGCUGCUCUCCGCUGAUGUGUGCUGUGGAUGACAACCGUCCAGCUCGUCGCAACAACAGCAGCAGCGGCGACGGAGGAUUCAUCACCACGGCAGCCGAGGGGGGGAGUGAAGCGAACCGGAGGACAGCAGCGGCAGCAGAGAGAAAGGGGGAGGAAAAAAAAGGAUUUACCGUCCAAGCAUGGCUCCCCAAACGACAGCAUCAUGCACUGGAUCCACUCUGUUGCAGCCCAUCAGCGAGAUUAUCAACCUCCCUCUCGACCAGGUUAACUUUGUGGCAUCUCAGUUGUUCGCCCUGCUGAUGGCUGUGUGGUUUCGGCUCUACCUCCACCCCAGUAAGACCAGCCCCUUCAUCAGACAUGUGGUGGCCACUCUGCUGGGCUUCUACUUGGCUCUCUUCUGUUUUGGCUGGUAUUCCCUCCAUUUCUUGGUACAGAGUGGUCUGUCCUACAGUGUGAUGGUCUUUGCUGGCCUGGAGCACAUGCACAAGUACUGCUUCAUUGUGACACUCGGAUAUCUGAUAUUGUGUCAGAUCACACGAGUGUACGUGUUUGACUACGGCAUGUACUCUGCAGAUUUUACAGGGCCCAUGAUGGUUAUAACACAGAAGAUUACCAGCUUGGCAUUUGAAAUACAUGAUGGUUUGACCAAGCGAGAAAGUCAGCUGACCCCCAGUCAGAAAUACCUAGCUGUCAGUCGGAUGCCCAGUUUGCUGGAAUACCUGAGCUACAACUGUAACUUCAUGGGCAUCCUGGCAGGGCCCACCUGCUCCUACAAUGACUACAUGGCCUUCAUUGAGGGGACGGGCUACCAGCCACGGCACCAGGAGAACGCCAACGGCAAGGAGAAUGGAAAGUACAAGCAGAGUGAACCCUCAUCAAAGAAUGACGUCAUCUCCAAGCUGUGUACAUGUGCCAUCUCACUGGCCAUCUAUCUGUCGCUGUGCAAGCUGCUGCCAGUGGAGCACUCCAUCGACGAUGACUUUGUCAACUCCACACCCUUCCUUCACCAGGUCAUCUACCUUUACCUGGCAAUGCUGGCUCUGAGGCCAAAGUACUACUUUGUCUGGACACUUGCUGACGCCAUCAACAACGCAGCCGGAUUUGGCUUCAAUGGAUACAACAUAGAUGGCUCCCCACGGUGGGACCUUAUAUCCAAUCUCAGAAUUCUGGAUAUUGAGUUUGCCACCAGUUUCAAGAUGUUCCUAGACAACUGGAAUAUUCAAACAGCUCUUUGGCUCAAAAGGGUGUGCUACGAGCGCUGUGCCAUUAACCCCACUGCUGCCACCUUCCUGCUGUCAGCCAUGUGGCACGGGGUCUACCCAGGCUACUUCCUUACCUUCCUCACUGGAAUCGCCAUGACCAUGGCUGCACGUGCAAUAAGACACAACAUCAGACCAUACUUCCUGGUGUCUGACUCGUACAAAUGCAUCUAUGAUGUCAUCACGUGGGCGUGGACUCAGGUUGCCAUUAGUUACACAGUGGUGCCAUUCGUCUUACUUGCUGUGGGACCCUCGCUCAAAUUCUACAGGUGUUGGUACUUCUGCUUACACCUUCUAUGUCUGCUGGUGGUUCUGGCCCUACCUGUCAGAUCGAGACGCCGGCAGCCCAAAGAGCAGCAGGACAUCCUCCAGAAGGACAGCGUACAGGACAACGAGACAGAUCACAACAGCACAGACAACAACUGCAACCAGAAAGACAAGGCCACAUGAGGCCCGGGAUAAGCGACGCACAGUCCCAUCAGCAGCAGAAACACUGAGAUGAACUACGAAAACACUGAGAGCUGGAGUGUGUCGAGUCUGUUUACCUGACAAAGAACCAAAUAUCUCUGAGAAUCCUAUCAAACAGAAAAAAACACAAGUCAACAUCCUGUCAAAACUUCCAGUAGCAAGGAUGACAGCAAUCACACUUCUGACGUGGAUGAGAGACCAACAUGAAGCAAUGGCCACGGUGUAAACUAAUGAGUGCUAGUGGUUACUUUACAUUAGUGAAAAUGGAGAUUUUCAAGCUGCCUUAAACCCUCUAUGUACUCUGCAGGUGAAACAGCAGUUUGGAUGGCACGCUGCAGGAACCUAAAUGCAGUGACUCUAUUGGGGUGUUGUGUUAUAUAAAGAGAAAAGAAGUGCAGUAUGUGGAGGGUUUUUGUCAUUGUCUGGAUACAAGCCUCUGUUAGGUGGAAACAGAAAACGUACACAUGUAAAAGAAACAUAACCUUUAUCAUCAGCUGCCAAUUUCAAACAGGCCUUAGGAUCCUCAAAAUAUUGUUUGAUUUCUAUGUCUUUUUAAAAAAAUCUUUAUUCAAGAAGAACUCACAUUGUGCGUGUUUUGUAUUUAGAUGUUUGUGACAACACUAUUUGAAAUUCAUUCUUUUUUUUGGUUUUGUUUGUUGUCUUCUGGGAUGAAUUGACCAAGAGUCCAAAAGUGAAAUUCAGAUCUCGUCCGUGUCCAGCAGUGGACGGUUUAAAAGAAGAAAAGGCACUCAUGAGUUACUAAAUGGAUUUUUGUUUCUUUUUGUAUUUGUCAUAUCUGCUUCUCUUUUGACAAACAUGAUCCAUCAGAUAAAUGUGCGUUCCAAAGGGAGUUUAUUUAUCCUCUCGUGAUUUACAAUACUUUUUUCUUUUCUGUUUUUUUAGAGUUCAGAGGUGUGAUUUUUUUUUUUUAAUCUACUCAUAUUUUUCACACAACAGGUUUCCUCUGUGUUCAGAUGUAUUGCUUCUGAAAUACAAGUUCCAUUAAUAGAAGUCCAAAUUAAGAGUUAAGGAAAGAUAAUGGAUUAUUUACAACCUUGUUAACUAUUUCGACAGUUUAAGUAUUAGUGUACAACCCUAAAAAUGCAACAUAAAUCUAAUCAGAUCACCACAUUGACUUAAUUGUUACAAUUUUAUAGCCAUAACUAUUAAAAUCCAACUGAAUGUAGAAGAGUCCAAUUGAAGCACAGUGCAUAAAGGCACAUAUUGGCAUAUUCAGGCUACAACUUUUCCAAGUUUGCAAUUUGCAUUUGUCUGUGAGGAAAUCUGACACAGUUACUUAUGUAUGUGACAUAAUAAAAUUGUACAAAACUCAAAGACAUAGACCAGCUGUUGUGGUUAAAUGGUAUUAUUUCAUAUUGUGUACACUUAAUAUUAGAGUAGAGGAUGUUUCAGGGAGCAUUUACUGUACGGUGUAAGAGACACUGGUUCCUUAUGUUGUUUUGGUCCACGGCUCACCAUAGGCCUUUCAAUCAUCCAAUUUACUCUUUACAACACACUGAUGUUCAAACAUGCAUCCUUGUGAAAGUUUUCACUUCAUUAAAUGGAACUGGCAAAGAAGAUGCAACCCAAAGGCACCUCACUGUUUUAAAAAUAAAAUGACACGUUUGUGUAUCCAUUAGAGCAGAUAUAAUCUGGCAACAAGCCGACAAUAUCGUGACAUUUAGAAGUUACGCUUUUUUUUUCUCUUUCUCUCUAAAAAUCUGUCAGUAACUUGAGUUGACUUGGUGCAUUUGUGUUAAUGUAAAGUAAUAACAAAGCAGCAGAGGUGGGCUUUGAAGUGCGCACCUCGUUUCAUUUCUUUUUAAGACUUUCUAACAUUUGCAUAUUCCUGCCAUAACUGUGCGUGUGUGUACCAGUAUUCAUGUGAUCCGUACAUGUUGAUGUGAUCUCAAGUGAACUAUAUUUGUAGCCUGGGCCCUGUGUAGGCGAGCGCGGCCCACCUAAAGAAAAGGGAUGUCAUUCUACAAACAUAGCGAUUAUUGCACUGCAUGGCCACCCAAACCAGCAGAUAAAUGCAAACUGCUCCAUAUGUCCAAAGUGCCAAAUCAUGAAUGGCGCAUUUUGUUUUUGUGCGUAUGUAUGCAUGUGUGCCUGCGUGUGUGUUUGUGUGCGUGUGCGCGCCUGUGUAACAUAAUGGUUAUUUUUGUGUCAGAAGGAAAUUUAUUGAAAGAUUUGUAUAACAGUACAUUAAAAUUCUGAUUUAUGUGGCAAAAUAAAGAGAAAUUAUUUUUAAACACUAAAA
Amphiprion ocellaris (clown anemonefish) is the source of this 4001-nucleotide messenger RNA. RefSeq names its product membrane bound O-acyltransferase domain containing 2a (gene mboat2a). Gene Ontology annotation, biological process: lipid modification. Gene Ontology annotation, molecular function: acyltransferase activity. Lineage: Eukaryota; Metazoa; Chordata; Actinopteri; Pomacentridae. Bases 191 to 1720 code for a protein of 509 amino acids. The record is from RefSeq and is a predicted model, not a curated record. The transcript has 13 exons. Gene Ontology annotation, cellular component: membrane.